This is a messenger RNA of Leishmania braziliensis MHOM/BR/75/M2904, 1233 nucleotides long. RefSeq lists its product as hypothetical. Bases 1 to 1233 code for a protein of 410 amino acids. Lineage: Eukaryota; Euglenozoa; Kinetoplastea; Trypanosomatida; Trypanosomatidae. The transcript has a single exon. The record is from RefSeq and is a predicted model, not a curated record.
AUGAGGACGACCCCUCGCCUUUCAAAGGGCACAUUGAAUCCACAAUCAAACCCCCGGUUCUUCCUACCGGCCUUGAGCCUCUUCCUUCAUCGCCCUUCAGCAGUAUGUCCGGCUGUGCGAACUGCCCACGCUUCCACAAUUACGCAGCGCGCAUGCGUGUCGCUUCUCUUACUGCACCGUCACCUUAGCAGAGACAAUGGCGACCACCUCCCUCCUGGUACCCCUGCGGUCGCAGCCGCGGACGGCAGCCCAACAGGUGAAGAGGACGAUGAAGACUUGAAGGUGGAGACCUACCGUCCUCAGCUGUCCCCUGAGGAUGCAGAGCGGAAAGCUAAAACAGAUCUAUUUGUGUGCCUUCUGCUCACCCUCCCUCGUGAUCAGGACUGGAAGGAUAUGCUGGCGGCCGCCUUCCGCGCCGGUACCUGGAAGCCUCACCACCUCAAUGCCGUUCUGCAUGGGGUGCAGCUCAACAAGUACAACGAGCCCGCUGAGUGUGCAGUCAGCUGCGCCGCCUCCUUGCCUUUUUCGUGCUCAUCCGCACUUCGACACUCCAUCGUCGAUGCCUCCAAGACUGCCCCUGCGUCCUCGACACCGUCUACACGUCUGCAGCGCGCCAGAGACAUUUUGAUCUUCUGCACCGAAGAAGGUGGCGUGCACGCAGCGCCAUCUGCUGAGGGGCUCUUCGUUGGUGUCUCUAAAGCACCGCUGUCAUCAGCCGAAGAGGCCAGUAGACCCUCUAAAGCCUUUGCACCGUCAGCAGCGGCUGCUCACCACUUACUUGUUCUUCUCCUUCAAGCAGCUCAGAGAGGUGCGAGUGCGACAUCUCCCCUUUCAGACCCGAAUACCACUACGCAGCCUGUGGCAUCCUUCCACGACGUGUGGAGCUUCUUGGCCUGGAUGGAGCUGCACGAGUACCAUAUACUCUCCAACGCUGUGCUGGAUGCUCUGGAAGCGGUGGUAGAUGAAGGCGGAAGUCAGGCCGGCGCUGAGGCUGCGGCAGGACUGAAAAGUGCCGCCGGCUUAUCAUCAGCGCCCUUCGCCUCACCUCUCAAGUACGCAGUGGUGUCUCGGCGCGUACAUCGGCUAGACUACCUGCGCAGCGAGCGGGCUCUGUUACGAGAAUCGAUGAAGAGCGCUGAACAAGGCGCUAAUGGAGCUCGGAUGAGCACUGGCGCUGUUCGAGGAACGAGGUGGCGAGAUGCUCCACGAACAGCUCCGGUGCAUACAGAGUAG